Oncorhynchus gorbuscha (pink salmon) is the source of this 2429-nucleotide messenger RNA. RefSeq names its product E3 ubiquitin/ISG15 ligase TRIM25-like. Lineage: Eukaryota; Metazoa; Chordata; Actinopteri; Salmoniformes; Salmonidae. The record is from RefSeq and is a predicted model, not a curated record. The transcript is spliced from 4 exons. Bases 279 to 1424 code for a protein of 381 amino acids. Gene Ontology annotation, molecular function: zinc ion binding.
CAGUCUUAACACACUAUAACAUUACUGUAGAUUAUUACAUACAUUCCUGUAUAUCACUGUAUGUUAUUGUUCAUGGCUGUGUUGUGUAAAUGUUGUCCAAAGACCUCCACUACAUAUGCCCUCUGCUGGCCAGAGAUGUCUGAUAUCCCAGUUCAGAUAAAGAACCAGGCAGAAAGCCCAGAUUCAAGGGAAGCCACUCCUACUGCUCAGAACUAACCGUUAAACCGGGAAACGAAACCUAUCUCUGUGAAUCUGCUGCUCAGUCUGGGUGUUUCACAAUGGCAGAAGCACAUUUUGAAGAUAUGGAUUUGAUGACCUGUUCAAUUUGUCUGGAUCUACUGAAGGAUCCGGUGACUACUGCCUGUGGACACAGUUACUGUAUGGACUGUAUUAUAGAACACUGGGAUCAGGAUGAUCUGAAAGGUUUCUACAGCUGUCCACAGUGCAGAGAGACCUUUAUCCCACGACCUGUUCUGAACAGGAGCACUGUGCUGGCUGAAGUGGUGGAGAAACUGAAGAACAGAGGACUCCAGGCUGCUCCCCCUCCUGCUCACUGUUAUGCUGGACCUUUAGAUGUGGGGUGUGACAGCUGCAUUGGGAGAAAACUCAAAGCUUUCAAGUCUUGUCUGAUGUGUCUGGCCUCUUACUGUGAGACUCACCUCAAACUUCACAAUGACCUCAACCGAGGAAAAAAACACAAGUUGAUUGAUGCCACUGGACAACUCCAGGAGAAGAUUUGCCCUCAUCAUGACAAACUGCUGGAGGUUUACUGUCGUACAGAUCAGCAGUGUAUCUGUCUGCUGUGUGUGAUGGAUGAACAUAAAGGCCAUGAUACAGUGUCAGCUGCAGCAGAGAGGACUGAGAAACAGAAGCAGAUGGGGGAAAACAGUCUGAAAUCCAUGCUGAGAAUCCAGGAGAGAGAGAAGGAGAUGCAGGAGCUGAGACAGGCUGUGGACUCUCUGAAGCGCUCUGCACAAGAGGAAUUGUCUGACAGUGAGAGGACCUUAACUGAGCUGAUCCUCUUCAUUGAGAGAAGGCGCUCUGAGGUGAACAAGCUGAUCAGAGCCCAGGAGGAGGCUGAAGUGAGUCGAGCUAAAAGGCGACUGCAGCAACUGGAACAGGAAGUGGCUGAGUUGAAGAGGAGAGAUACUGAACUAAAGCAGCUUUCACACAUAGAGGAUAACAUCCAUUUCCUCCAGAGUUUCCAGUCUCUCUGUGUUACUCCUGGAUCUGAGGCCAUACCCAGCAUCAGUAUCACAUUUGAACAAGCGAAGAAAUGUGUCUCUGACCUGAAAGAGAUCUGCAAAGUGGAAAUGGACAGGAUAUCCAGGAAAGAUGUGUUUAAAUCAAAUAAUAUGAUUAUAAUAUUUGUUUUUAUUAUUGUCUUGUUUCUACUGUUUUUUUGGGAGAGGGGGGGGGGAUGAAUCAGCUUUAAUAUUGCAGAUAGAUUGUGACUUAUAUCAGUGUAAUUGUCUGGAUCAUUUCCAAUACCCCAUAUAUAUUUUGAAAACAUCAUCUUAAAUAUAUUUUCCUUUUUUAUUAAUUUCUCCAAACCCUACCACCACUCCCCUAACUGGAGUAAACUAAUGGACAGAAUACUUAUACAUAAUACAUACAUUUCACGGACACCUUAUUUGACAUUAGUUAUCUUUUGUUUGUUUUUACUCCCAUCCCUCAGCUACCCUCAACUUCUCCCAUCUACCUCUGAAAACCAUCCAGUUUAGAUUUCUAUUUGCCACAUACAUUUCUCAUAUUCUGAACCUUUCUAAUCUCACAGUUUCUACAGAUUGUAAAUAUUAAAGAUAAACACCUUUGCUAAGAGUAUUAUUAUAUUAUUGAUACAUGUAAAAAUGUUCAUAAAUACUUUAUUGAGGAAAAAUGUACUUGAUACGAUUGUGAGAGGUUGAUGUCUCACCUAGAACAGCUUUCUUAAUUAAGGUAAAUGCACAAAUCAAAUCAAAUUUAUUUAUAUAGCCCUUCAUACAUCAGCUGAUAUCUCAAAGUGCUGUACAGAAACCCAGCCUAAAACCCCAAACAGCAAGCAAUGCAGGUGUAGAAGCACAGUGGCUAGGAAAAACUCCCUAGAAAGGCCAAAACCUAGGAAGAAACCUAGAGAGGAACCAGGCUAUGUGGGGUGGCCACAAAUUUUAAGUCUCUGGAUAAGUGCCUAUUAAAUGACUAAAACAUACAUGUGAAAGUGAACAAUUGCAGAUAAGUAUUAUUCUAAUGAGCUCCGCCCCAAAACAGGGUCAUAUGCAAAUAGUCUGGGUAGCAACCUAAACACCCCCCUCUUCUACGUUGCUUCUACUCUCUGUUAUUAUCUAGGCAUAGUCACUUUAAUAACUCUACAUACAUGUACAUAUUACCUCAAUUACCUCAACACCGGUGCCCCCGCAUAUAGACUCUGUACCGGUACCCCCUGUAUAAAG